UCGAAACAGUAAAGCUGAAGACGACAUUAACAAAAAUAGUUAAUACACACCGGUGAAGUCAAUAUUUAUAUUUAUAGAUAAUAAAUAAAGCAUUCCAAGCAAAGAUGAUAACUGACGUCCAAUUAGCAGUUUUCUCCAACGUUCUCGGAGUCUUUCUAUUUCUGUUGGUGGUCGCCUACCAUUACAUUAAUGCUAAUACUGCAAAAAUCGCGAAGGCAAAGUAAAUUGUUUAUUUAAAAGUGGAGUGCAGACUGCUAUGUUGAAUAUAGCAGUUACGCCCUUAAUUUAUACAACAAAAAUAAGUUCUAUUACAUAAAAAUAAAAACAAUGUAAAUUUAAAA
This is a messenger RNA of Teleopsis dalmanni, 341 nucleotides long. RefSeq names its product dolichyl-diphosphooligosaccharide--protein glycosyltransferase subunit 4. The record is from RefSeq and is a predicted model, not a curated record. Gene Ontology annotation, cellular component: oligosaccharyltransferase complex. Lineage: Eukaryota; Metazoa; Arthropoda; Insecta; Diptera; Diopsidae. The transcript is spliced from 3 exons. The coding region runs from base 105 to 224 and encodes 39 amino acids.